Blepharisma stoltei is the source of this 764-nucleotide messenger RNA. Lineage: Eukaryota; Ciliophora; Heterotrichea; Heterotrichida; Blepharismidae. The record is from the annotation of a GenBank genome assembly.
AUGUCAUACUUAAUUGCGAUAAAUGAUUACCAGAAACAGCAAAACUACAUCGAGUACAUACUUCUCGUCAAAGAUACCCAAACAGGAGAAACAUGAUCUAUAAAGCGCCGUUACUCUGUCUUGCGAAAACUCUACGAAUCUCUAAUUAAAUAUUCACAAUGGCUUGAUUUCCCUCCCAAAAAGUUCUUUGGCAAUACAUCUCCACAAUUUAUAGAUCACAGAAGGCGAGAACUUGAAAUAUAUUUUACAGAGCUACUGAAAAUCCCUGAAAUUUACCAAGUUCCUGCUUUUCAAGAAUUUAUUAAGCCAAAAGACCGAGAAACAAUCAGAGACUCAGGCUCAUCAAUCUUGAUUAAUGGGGAAAGACCAAAAAGAAGCAAUAAAAAAGCUUUGACAUUGACUUAUAGACAAAUUGCUGAGGAUACGACUACGCAUUUUAUUGAUUUAUCAGUUCAGCCAAAUUUUUUAACAGAGGAAGAUGCGGAAAGGCGAGCAUGCUUUUUCCUUUGGAUUGCCUAGUAAAAAAAUUUUAUGAUUAGUUACUGUGAAAUUCAUGGGGCUUUAUAGUAAGCACUUAUGCUCAAACUUUGAAUUAUCAUGAUAUAGUUUUUGAGCAAGUUUUGCCAGAAGGUUAUGAAAUUAACAAAACUCAGCUGGAUAAACCGAUUCAAGAUAUCAGAGGAAGGCUGGAAAAAUACUUUCAGGAAUUUGCAUCGAUAAUGGCUGAGCCUUUGGAAUUUGAACCUAUUAUAUCGAAAAUUUAA